Molecule: messenger RNA, 1373 nt
Organism: Pseudophryne corroboree (corroboree frog)
Lineage: Eukaryota; Metazoa; Chordata; Amphibia; Anura; Myobatrachidae
Product: putative nuclease HARBI1
Exons: 3
Coding region: 108-626 (172 amino acids)
Source: RefSeq, a predicted model, not a curated record
UCCCACAUGUUAUUGGGGUUGUGGAUGGCACACAUGUAGCUAUUCAGCCACCAAAACAUAAUGAAGAAAUUUUUAGAAACAGGAAACUGUUUCAUUCUCUGAAUGUAAUGGUUGUUUGUGGGCCAUCCCUCCAGAUCCUUUCCCUGAACGCAAAGUUUACUGGAAGUUCCCAUGAUGCGUAUGUCAUUAGACAAUCAGGGAUAUGGCAGAGAUUAAGAUCAAGUCAACGACCAGACAUGUGGUUAUUGGGAGACCGUGGAUAUCCUUGCACCCCCUGGCUCAUGACUCCUUACCGUAAUCCCAGGCCAGGACCACAGAUGGCAUUUAACUCCGCGCUUACUGCCACUAGGCAGCUGGUGGAGCGCACAAUUGGUGUCCUGAAAGGGCGGUUUCGUGUUCUCCACCGCACUGGUGGCGACAUCAUGUAUUCGCCGGAGAUGGCAAGUAAAAUAGUGGUCCUGUGCGCAAUACUCCAUAAUAUCGCGGUAAGGAGUAGUGUAGAGCUUCCUCAGGCAGAGGAAUUGCCUGAUGAGGAGCCAGGGGUUGUGCCACGCUUCGGUGGGGGGAGUGUGACACGGAGGGGGAGCCAAGUGAGGGCAAGAAUUGUAGCAGAAUAUUUCAGCUGAAUUAUCACACGAACUGUGGUGAGUACACAGAUAUGUUUAGUAUUUGUAACUAAAGUCUGUGUCUCUGUGUGUGUUUUGUUUGCUUAAAUUUGUGUACCAAACAUUUUCGCUUCUGCUAUUGCGUUUUUACGCUCGUGCCAAAUAACACUCUGCUUUUCACAGCAUUGCAAAGAUCAAUAAAGUUAAUAGAAAUGACAACAUAGAUUUUUGACCAAUCACAUGCUAACAGACACUAUAAAUAUAUGCCCAAAUAAGGAAAACGCCAUUGCCAUGAUGCGUGCAGCACCGUUCACCAGGCGGGAGCUCCGCGUGCUGGUUGCGGUGAUGGACCGCCGCGUAGGCCGCGUUGGGCGCUUCAUCCCCAAUCGGGUGAAGCGCGAGGCCUACGCGGAGGUCCGCCGCCUGCUGCGGACGCGAGUCCGCAGCAGGCGGACAAUCAUCCAGCUCGAAAGGAGGUGGAGUGAUCUCCGUAGGCGGACUCCAGAUUUGUUGGCGGAGAUCCGCCAUCAAAUCCGUGCGCUGCAUACACGAAGUAAGUUACCUUACAUAAGUUUUUUGCACUAAAUUGUGCUAAUGUGUUAUUUUCCAAUUUUUGGCCUUCCGUAAUUUAAGUAACAAUUGUUAAAUACAAUGAGCACUGCAGGGGAAGCAUAUGUAACAUGUGCAGAGAGAGUAAGUUUUGGGUGGGGUGUGUUAAAUCAGGUGCAAAAAUUUGCAAGGCUAAAAUAAAGCUGCAUGUAUUUACCC